AUGUUUGACACCCUUCGCUCCAUUAGGCGGCAGGCCGACGCCAUGCAGGGGGAGGCACAGGAAUACAGCCUCUCCUCCGCUGCCGCGCCCCACACCACCGACAAGCUUGGCUGGGUGUUCCCACAUCUAUGUCACAUCAACCGACGUCAGCGGGCCUUAGACAGUAAGGUAGAGGAAGACAGAGAUAUCCAAGGCAAACGUGCGGGGCCGGGCGGCGACGCUCGCGUCGCCGCCGCUGGACCACCCAUGCGCUAUCAAGUCGCGGAGGUCUGCAUGCGCUACUCCCAACCCUUGGCAGCUACUGCGUUAGCCGGCUCGCAGCGCAGUGGUGCUGGGGUCACUACUCUGUUCUCUACCUCGGGAGUCCUCUGUGAAGCGUCCCGGGACGAUGCCGAGCUGUCAAUCGUGAGGGACGGGCUUCCAGCGUGUACCUUGUGGGGGUCUGUACUUCGCCUGUGGUGCUCCUCACGCGGAGACUGCCCAAAGCUGCGCACUCUCGCUGCUGCCCAGCUGCAGUGCCUCUCUCCGAGUGACAAACCGGUGGCAGCAGAUGAUGACGACGACACAGAGCGCAUGGCUGCUGCCUUGUGGGCGGGAGCGCCAGACAAGCUGCGGCAGCUCCUGGACGCGGCAGGCAUGGGCAAGAACAGCGACGUCUCGUCCGAGGGACGAGCAGGGAGACACACAAAGCCCUCGCGCACAGGCUUGCCAGCGGCAAGGAACGCGCCGUGUCAGAGGCGUCCUCGCAGUCCUGCAGAACACCACACUGACGAAGUACCUCAAAGGGCUCGUCUCGAUGCAGCCAUCAACAUUGCUCGGGCUGAAAGCGGCAGUGCCACCAGCCCCCUUGUCCCACCCCUCCCCCUCCAGGCAACCCCUGCCCGUGCCCAGGCGGCCGCCUCACGGCCACGCUCACGAACUCCUUCGUCGCGUAGCCGCUCACAGUCGCCGCCGCCGCCGCCCUUGCCCGUCGCGCCGGCCGACCACUUUGCCGCGGCGGCACGCACACGCCAGUCCGCCUUCUCUUUUACAGUGCGAAUCGGUGAGAGCAGUGGCAGCACCGCGACUGUCAGAGGAGCUGUUGCACCAAAGUCCCAGCAGCAGCAGCGAUCACAGCAGUGGGUAGACGGCGACGUGAGUGAUGUGGUUGAAAUGACUGAGAGUCGUGCCGGAAUAGUUGGCGGCACGCCACGCUCGCACGAGGGACCACCGCAGUCGCAACAGGAUCUUCCUAUCGUGUCGCCGUCUGGGCCGCUUCGCCAGAAGACCCUCGCGGCACUCAUCAGCUGUAGUGGGCUCUCCACACCGCAGCAAUACCAACAGCAGCAACCUCUGCCACCCACCUCGGCUGCGAAGCGCUCACCAUGGCUGAACCAACCGCCGCCGCAGCAGCUGUACUCUGCUGCCCCCUCCAAAGCUCCACCGUACGAGUACGACCUGCGCCACAGCAGCAGAGUCAACGGGGUCAUUGAGGGAGGGGAUGAGAGGAACUCACGUGCCCCAACGGUAACACCAAGUGGUGAAGGCUACCUGGCGCUGAACAGCAGCAGCCCAUCCGCGACUGUUGGCAGCUUCGUUACAGCUGGUGAGCAGCUCCUGGCAGACGUCCGGCAAGGACGUGCCAUGUGCUCCGCGUAUCUCAGCAAGCGGUCUCCAGCCCUCGGGCUGCGGCGAAACACCGGCUUUCAGCCUCCGUACCACCAACAGCAGCCCAAGGCGCCAGCAGGCGCAACUGAUGUACACACUGCGCUGAACAGCAUUACGGCGCCUUCUGCAGGCAAGACCACCGGUGGCACAAACCGAGCAACUGGGUCGGCAAGUGGCGCUGGCGGGGUCCGCGGCACGGGAAGCGCCGCCACCGCGAGCCACAACCAAGGCGAUGGGGACGACGACAGUGGAGGCUACCCGGCCUCCCUGCUGCUGCCAGACGGCUCUGUCCCACCGAUCCUCCUGCCGCUCGACCCGAAGCUCGUGACGCAGGUCGCAAUGGAAAUACUGGAGCACGGCGCUGGUGCGCGACAGGUGGGCUGGGACGACAUCGCAGGCCUGCAGCACGCCAAGGCGAGUGUGGAGGAGGCAAUCGUGUGGCCGCUGCGCCGCCCAGACCUGUUUGUAGGACUGCGCGACCCACCGCGCGGACUGCUACUCUUCGGCCCACCCGGCACUGGAAAGACGAUGAUUGCCCGCGCCAUCGCCAACCGCGCGGCGUGUACCUUCCUGAACAUUUCUUCCUCAUCGCUCAUGUCGAAGUGGGUCGGCGAUGGCGAGAAGCUCGUGCGCUGCCUCUUCGCCGUCGCAACUGUGAAGCAGCCGAGCGUCAUCUUCAUUGACGAAAUCGACUCGCUUCUGUCCAUGCGCGGCGAGGGGGAGGCGGACUCGGCACGGCGAGUCAAAACAGAGUUUUUGGUCCAGCUAGACGGUGUGGCGACCGACCGCGGCGACAGAGUACUCCUGAUCGGGGCAACAAACCGACCCGACGAGCUGGAUGAAGCCGCAAGGCGGCGCAUGGAGAAGCGGCUCUACAUCCCGCUGCCGGACAAGGCGGCUCGACGGGAGCUGAUUCAACGCCUUUUCAAGUCGCUUGCUCCGGGUGAAGCAGACGAGACAGGCGACGCUCGAAAUGCUGGUGAGGCUGCCAGCUCCCCCACCACAACAGUAGCAGCUCGAGUCACGCAUACACUUACCGACGCCGACCUGGACAGUCUCGUGUGCAGCACUGAGGGCUACUCCGGCGCCGACCUCAAACAGCUGUGCAGGGAAGCCGCCAUGGGGCCCCUUCGUGAGGUAUCGGUCAUGCAGCUCAGCGCCGUGGCAGCUGCCGAUCUCCGACCGGUGCAACGCAAGGACUUCAGGCAAGCCCUGAAGCGUCUGAAGCC
Molecule: messenger RNA, 2876 nt
Organism: Leishmania braziliensis MHOM/BR/75/M2904
Lineage: Eukaryota; Euglenozoa; Kinetoplastea; Trypanosomatida; Trypanosomatidae
Product: katanin-like protein
Exons: 1
Molecular function (GO): ATP binding; ATP hydrolysis activity
Source: RefSeq, a predicted model, not a curated record